AUGCCCGUUCCCUUCGAGGCCCUCCUGCCCUGGGGCAUCAUUGCCACCAUGUUCGGCGUGACUGGUGUUGGUCUUUACUACACCAAGCACCUUGGAAACGAGGGCAAGAAGACCCGCUGGAACAGGGAUCUGUGGGAUAGACAAAUGAUGGAGCGUGACCUCCGCCUUACCGGAACGUGGAGAGGACAGUCCAGUAACCACCAGGCGCCCCCGGGCUUCGAGUUGAGCAACCAAUGGAAGAUCGAGCGACGGAUUUUCUAA
Messenger RNA from Penicillium waksmanii, 261 nucleotides. RefSeq names its product NADH dehydrogenase [ubiquinone] 1 alpha subcomplex subunit 1. The coding region runs from base 1 to 261 and encodes 86 amino acids. Lineage: Eukaryota; Fungi; Ascomycota; Eurotiomycetes; Eurotiales; Aspergillaceae. The record is from RefSeq and is a predicted model, not a curated record. The transcript is spliced from 5 exons.